Pistacia vera is the source of this 958-nucleotide messenger RNA. RefSeq names its product syntaxin-125-like. Gene Ontology annotation, biological process: intracellular protein transport; vesicle fusion; exocytosis. The coding region runs from base 1 to 903 and encodes 300 amino acids. The transcript has a single exon. Lineage: Eukaryota; Viridiplantae; Streptophyta; Magnoliopsida; Sapindales; Anacardiaceae. Gene Ontology annotation, molecular function: SNAP receptor activity; SNARE binding. The record is from RefSeq and is a predicted model, not a curated record. Gene Ontology annotation, cellular component: endomembrane system; plasma membrane; SNARE complex.
AUGAACGAUCUUAUUUCAAGUUCGUUCAAGCACCGGGUUCCUUUAGACCUGGAGGCUGGAGGUGAGGCUGGAAAAGAGACAACGAAUCUUGAUAAGUUCUUUGAAGAUGUAGAGAAUGUCAAAGAUGACAUGAAAAUCGUAGAGAAGUUGUACAAGAGAUUACAGGAAUCAAAUGAAGAGAGUAAAACUGCCCACAAUGCGAAAACCAUUAAAGAGGUUCGAUCACGAAUGGACUCAGACGUUGAGCAAGUCCUAAAACGAGUGAAAGUGAUUAAGGCUAAGCUAGAGGCACUUGAAAAAUCCAAUGCAGCUCAAAGAAAACUUCCAGGGUGUGGUCCAGGCUCAUCCGUAGAUAGGACCAGGACUUCGGUUGUUGCUGGUUUAGGUAAGAAGCUUAAAGAUUUGAUGGAUGAUUUUCAACAAUUUAGGGCCAAAAUGACAUCUGAAUACAAGGAAACAGUUGAGAGAAGGUAUUUUACUAUAACUGGACAGAAAGCAGAUGAACAAAUGAUCGAAAACUUGAUAUCAAGUGGUGAAAGUGAAAAUUUCCUUCAAAAGGCAAUUCAAGAACAGGGUCGUGGGCAAAUUAUGGACACCAUUUCAGAGAUUCAAGAGAGGCAUGAUGCUGUGAAGGAGAUUGAAAAGAAUUUGAUUGAACUUCACCAGGUUUUUCUGGACAUGUUUGCACUGGUAGAGGCACAAGGACACCAGCUCAACGACAUUGAGAGCCACGUAGCGCAUGCGAAUUCGUUUGUAAGGAGAGGGACCCAACAGCUGGAGGUGGCUAAGGAGACCCAGCAAAGCAGCCGAAAAUGGACUUGCAUUGCCAUAAUGCUAGGCGCUGUUCUCAUUGUUGUUAUUCUUUUUCCAAUUUUAUUCCAGGUUUUACUUCAUAAGAAGUAGCGUUAUCAAUGUCCCGUUUGUUUUCAAGACCAAAAACAGUUUCCUGUUUUCUGAU